GUUUAUUUGCCACUGGUAAUCGAUACCUGAAGAAGAAGAGUAGAAGAAGAGUAGAAGAAGAGUAGAAGAAGAGUAGAAGAAGAGGAAGAAAUACAAAAAGAGUUCCUUUACCAAUCGUUACGAGACUUUCAAGACAAAAAAGACCUUGUGUACAGCAAAGGUUGGUUAUUAAGGUACUGGAUACACAGCCAUGAAGACCUUUGCUCUAAUCUUGGCAUUUUUGCUGAUUGAAGCAACAUCGUCAUACAGGAUCCCUGAAUCAUUUGAAUCGCUGAUCGACAGCCAAAGUGAUGAUCAAGUUACGGAUCCUAUCGCCAUUGAUGAAGGGAAAGAAAUACCUAAUUUGAUCGAUGGAGAUAUCUUGGUCAGCGACCAAAUGAAAGAGGAUUUAAAUAACGAUGCAUCUCAGAUCUCUAAGAGAAAUGCUCAGCGGAAUAGGAAUUACCUCUGGAGCGGAAGCACUGUUCCAUACGAGAUUGAUUCUACUUUGACAGAUAAGACUGACCUCAUUAACCAAGCUCUAAAUGAAUACCACACUCUUACUUGCAUUAAAUUUGUUCAAAGAACUAAUCAACAGUAUUGGAUCAAAUUCGUUAAAAAGACAGGAUGCUGGUCUUUCAUUGGUCGUCAGUUCUCAUCUCCGGGGGCCCAAGAAGUCUCUUUGGGAGAUGGUUGCUACUACAAGAAUACCAUUGUGCACGAGGUCAUGCACGCACUAGGCUUUUGGCACGAGCAAAGCAGAUCUGAUCGUGAUAAGUACGUGGAAAUAUACUGGGAGAACAUUAAACCAGAAAAGGAAAGUAAUUUCAUUCGUUAUGGUAGUGACGUCAUCGACAACCUCGGCGUGAAUUAUGACUUUAAAUCCAUUGCUCACUACAAAGCAAACGCCUUCUCAAGGAACGGAGCAAUAACUCUCACAGCUUUGGGAGAUCCGCAAAAUACUAAAAAUGUUGGACCUGGAGAUACUUUGAGUGAGUUGGAUGUUAUCAAAAUCGACCGUUUGUACUGCAGAGAAUCAACGUCGCUUGGUCUACAAGCAGGUGGUCCAAUACCAGAUGACAAAUUUGCUUCUUCUUCCUACAAGGAAUACUAUGGUUUAAAACUUUUCACCCCUAACCAAGGUCGUCUUAAAGGUGGCUCAGCUUGGUGUGCCAGAGCAAAUGACGUGUCAUCAGAGUAUCUCGAAAUUGAUCUUGGAAGUUUACAUGGUGUACGUAAAAUCGCAACUCAAGGAAAUGAAAUAUUUUCUGAAUGGGUCAAAACAUACAUUGUCAAAUACUCUUUGGAUAAAGUGACAUGGCAAACAUACAGCGAAAAUGGCGUCGAGAAGGUGUUCACGGGAAAUACUGACAAAAAUACUAUCGUCGAGAACACGCUUUCAACUGCAAUAAGCGCCCGGUACUUUCGUAUCUAUCCAAAAGAAGCACACGGCUCUCCUUGUAUGAGGGUCGAUCUUUUCAGCGAACCGCUAAGCAAGAUAAGUCCUUGGUCAGAGUGGGGACCAUGUGAUCGACAAAUCUGCAUGAAAAAGAGGCAAAGAUAUUGCACGUCUGCUGAUAUAAACCAGUGCCCAACGGCCGAUGCUUAUGGAGUUGAGACUCAGACUACGGCAUGUACACAAGAAGAAUGCAAUGCCCCUGUUGACGGUCAUUGGGGACGUUGGAGUUCAUGGUCCUCUUGUUCCAAGUCUUGUGACGUAGGAAUUCAUACCAGGACACGCACUUGUACCGAUCCAGCACCACAGUCUGGAGGGGCUGAUUGUCAAGGAAGUAAUACGAUGUCAAGCUCUUGCCAAGAUACACCUUGUAGUUUAGUCCCAGAAGGAUGCGCCUUCACAACAGAUUACUGUAAAUGGAGCCAAGACCCUUCUCAAGAUAUCCCCUGGUAUCGUCGAAGUUAUGUUACCCCUAGUAAAGGCACAGGACCUUCCGCUGAUCAUACAUCACCGGACGGCAGUGGUUACUACAUUUACCUUGAGGCUUCGGGCGUGGCUGUAGGUUCAAAAGCUGUACUUCGUAGCGCUGAACAGACUGGAUCAAAUGAUCAAAAAUGUUUGACAUUCUAUUAUCAUAUGUAUGGAAGCACCAUGGGAGCACUAAAUGUCAAGCUCAAAACAGUAUCAACUGGGGAAACGACAAUUCUCACAUCUCUUAGUGGAAACAGUGGGAACCAAUGGCUGGAGAAAAAACUCACGUUUUCAAGCUCGCAGAAUUACAUUGUGCUGUUCGAGGGAAUACGCGGUUCUCAGUGGAGCUCAGACAUGGCUGUAGAUGACAUCGGUAUAACUUCAGGAGCAUGUAGCUAAACUGGUAUUGAUUCCUGAGAACGUGACAGCUAAUUCCAGAAAAUGAAGGAGGUUAUAUUUACUUAGCAACAGAUAAAGAUUCCAGUUAAAGGCAUAAAAGAAAACUACGAAUACAAAUGGUUAAUUAAAAUGAGUCGGCUUUUCUCAACGAUAAAUAAACAAUAAUAAACUCA
Messenger RNA from Actinia tenebrosa (Australian red waratah sea anemone), 2478 nucleotides. RefSeq lists its product as uncharacterized. Gene Ontology annotation, cellular component: membrane. Gene Ontology annotation, molecular function: metalloendopeptidase activity; zinc ion binding. Gene Ontology annotation, biological process: proteolysis. NCBI's taxonomy places the organism in Eukaryota, Metazoa, Cnidaria, Anthozoa, Actiniaria, Actiniidae. The record is from RefSeq and is a predicted model, not a curated record.